Messenger RNA from Vidua chalybeata, 2063 nucleotides. RefSeq names its product solute carrier family 3 member 1 (gene SLC3A1). Gene Ontology annotation, biological process: amino acid transport; carbohydrate metabolic process. The record is from RefSeq and is a predicted model, not a curated record. The transcript has 10 exons. Lineage: Eukaryota; Metazoa; Chordata; Aves; Passeriformes; Viduidae. Bases 60 to 2063 code for a protein of 667 amino acids.
AGUCUCCAGGACAAGAACUGUCAAGUAAAACAGUUGAGGUGGAAGCUAGGAGCUUACCUAUGGAGCUGAGUGAGAAGGGAGGUGUGCAGAACAAUGGAUUUGUUCAAAAUGAGGAUUUUGAGGACAAGGAAACAGACACCAGUAGCCAAGAAGAAAUGCCAAAAAGGUGCAGUGUUGAUGUGGACCCAGUGGCUGUGGAGGAGACAGUGUUGAAGCCUUAUGCUGGGAUGCCGAAGGAGGUCUUGCUGCAGUUCUCCAGCCAAGCCCGCUACAGAGUCACCAGGGAGAUCCUCUUCUGGCUCGUAAUUGCUGGUUCCGUUGUGCUUGUGUGCGCUACGAUUGCCAUCAUUGCUCUCUCUCCAAGGUGCCUUGACUGGUGGCAGGCUAGCCCUAUUUAUCAGAUCUAUCCUCGCUCCUUCAAGGACAGCAACAUGGAUGGGAAUGGGGAUCUGAAAGGUAUCCAAGAAAAACUGGACCAUAUUACAUAUUUGAAUAUAAAAACCAUCUGGAUCACCUCUUUCUUUAAGUCCCCUUUAAAAGACCUUGGCUAUGGAGCUGAAGACUUCUAUGACAUUGAUCCCAUUUUUGGAUCAAUGACAGAUUUUGAGAAUCUGAUUGCAGCCAUACAUGACAAAGGGCUAAAGGUGAUUAUGGAUUUAAUACCAAACCACACAAGCGACAAACACCGGUGGUUUCAGCUGAGCCGCAAUCGGACUGGGAAGUACACGGACUACUACAUCUGGCAGGACUGCAGGCAGGCUGCUGGCUCAGUCGUCCCUCCCAACAACUGGGUGAGUGUCUUUGGGAAUUCCAGCUGGCAGUUUGACGACCUGAGAAAGCAAUGUUAUUUCCAUCAGUUUGGGAAGGAACAGCCAGACUUAAAUUUUCGCAACCCUGCUGUCCAACAAGAAAUCCGUGAUAUUAUCAAAUUUUGGCUUGGCAAAGGAGUUGAUGGAUUUAGUUUUGGCACUGUUAAAUUUCUCUUAGAAGCAACACAUCUCCGGGAUGAGCCUCCAGUGAACAAGUCUCAAAAUGAGAGUAUCACAGCCUAUUCCCAGCUCCACCAUGACUACACCACCACGCAAGUUGGUUUGCAUGACAUCAUCCGCAGCUUCCGUCACACCAUGAAUGAGUUCAGCAGAGAGCCUGGCAGAUACAGAUUUAUGGGUUCUGAUGAUGAUGAAAAGGAAGACAUUGAAGCAACAAUGAUGUAUUAUGGAACGACUUUUAUCCAAGAAGCAGAUUUUCCCUUCAACUUCAACCUAAUUAACAUGAAAGAUCUAUCUGGCAACAGUAUUUUUGAAGCUGUCAACUCAUGGAUGAAAAACAUGCCUGCAGGAAAAUGGCCAAACUGGGCAGUUGGAAGCCCUAACACUGCUCGGAUUUCAACUCGGAUUGGGAAGGAGUACAUCAAUGUCAUGAACAUGCUGCUUUUAACCCUCCCUGGCACUCCUGUCACUUACUAUGGUGAAGAAAUAGGCAUGGAAAACAUUGUAUCAGAAAAUGCAACCCUCACAGAGAAAUCCCCCAUGCAGUGGGAUGGAGAAGUCAAUGCUGGUUUUACUGAAGGCAACAGCAGCUGGUUACCUGUUAAUGCCAACUACCAAAGUGUAAAUGUGGAAAUCCAAAGCACCUGGUCCAACUCAACCCUGAGUUUGUACCGAGCGCUGACCUUGCUGCGGAACAAUGAGCUCCCCAUGAAUCGAGGGUGGAUGUGCCACGUCUGGAAUGACAGUAACGUGUUUGUCUAUGUGAGGGAGCUGGACGGGUUAGACAGAGUCUUCAUGAUGGUGCUCAACUUCGGCCAGAAGUCAACAACAGACCUGCAGGCUGUAGCUCCUCACCUUCCCUCUGAAGCUGUAAUAAGACUCAGUACUCAUUUUAGCAAUGCUGGUAAAGUGGUCAAUACCAAACUAAUUAAAACUGAAAUGGGAGAAGGCCUUGUCCUUGAAUAUAAAACAGCAAAGCCUGUUCAUACUAUGGAAGCUUUUCAAGGGAAGUGUUUUGUGGCAGAAAAAGCUUGUUAUUCCAAGGCCCUCAAUUUACUCUACAUGAACUGUUAA